Messenger RNA from Perkinsus marinus ATCC 50983, 2256 nucleotides. RefSeq lists its product as hypothetical. Gene Ontology annotation, molecular function: nucleic acid binding. Lineage: Eukaryota; Perkinsozoa; Perkinsida; Perkinsidae. Gene Ontology annotation, biological process: DNA integration. The coding region runs from base 1 to 2256 and encodes 751 amino acids. The record is from RefSeq and is a predicted model, not a curated record. The transcript is spliced from 3 exons.
AUGGAUGAUCUGCUAUAUACUGGCUGGUCACCAGAUACGAUGUUGGAGCGUCGAAGUACCGGUCGUAAGGUUUUGGCAGAGAAGUAUAGUAUGGAGUGUCAACCGAGUAAAUCAAUACUUGGAUAUGAUCCAGAGUAUCAUUUAACUCAGUCUCAGACAGCACCCUCAAUAAGUUCUACUAAACCGGUGAAGGUUUUGGGCUAUCAAUGGAACCUUGCUGAUGACACUCUUUCGGUGGUACUUCCUGAUGUUAGGGAACGCCCUCUUAGGACUAGACGUGACUGUUUUCAGACCUUGGGUCGAUAUUUUGAUCCACUUGGUAUCCACAUCGAGGCAGCGGCGAGGGAAAGAUGGCUCCUUCGACAAGUAGCUCAGCUGACCUCUACGAGAAUUGUUGCACGUCAACGUACUCUGAACUCCUCAUGGACUAUUGCUCGUUUAGAACUCUGCGGGUUGCUCCUUGCUGCGGAACUUCUAGCCGUUCUUCUCGAAGAGUUUGAUCUUAAUGCGUGGAGGCUCCGUCGAUCACCUAAGCUUGAUGAGAAGUAUCUGCCGAAGUUUGAGCUCCGGCGUAUGAUGAGGCUGCGCAAGCUACUCUCUGAUCUAUCUCAUAAAUGCCAUCAUGAUAUUCAUAUUGGUAGCAUUUCGGGGGCGGAGAAUCCUGCGGAUAAUGGAACGCGUCCGGGUAUGAUAGAUGACCCAGCUAGGAUGAUGCCUUUAUCUGGAAUGAAUAUUGAGCUCAUUCUGGGUAAGGUCAAGGUGGUCUCUACUUUCUCUCCCACCCCCACCUUAGGCUAUGAUGAGGUUGAGGAUGAGUUGGAUGUCGUCUUGUCCUCGACUGAUGUAUCAGCUAAUGCUGUGUUGGAUCUGCAGAAAGAUACUCCUUCCCUGGAGCCUAGUGAAGGUCUUCGCCAGCUGUUACUGGAUGCUCAGACCGCCGACCCUCAGUUACGGGAUAUUCUCAAGAAGCUCAAAGCUGCUGAUGGUGUUAUUGACGGUUAUGAGCUGAAUAAUGGCCUCAUCUAUCGCACGUGUAGUGUUGCUCUAGAUGAUUCGAAUAGAGGUUCAGGUAUUUGUCGUCAAAUUGUGGUUCCUGAGGUUCGUCGAGAUCUUCAGCUUCUUGUGGUUAAAUGGGUACAUGAUAAACAUCGAGGUCAUCCAGAUCGUACUACUCUCACCAGAUGGGUCUCGCGCAGUUACUACUGGAAAAGACUCGAUCGGACAGUGAGGGUGUUGAAUAGAGAAUGUGAAGGUUGCCAGGCGAGGAGGAUUGCUGAGAACAGACGUCGAGCACAGUCUUCGCGACCCCCUGGUUGCUCUGUGAAAUAUGAGCCGCUUGCGAUAGCUUAUUUCGAUGUGAUGGGCCCCUACCAGCUCUCUAACGAGGAAGAUGGUGACCCUAAGAGGGUGUAUGUAUUUACCCUCUCUUGUCAUUCAUCCAAGUUUGUGAAGUGUGAGCCUGCUUACAGUAAGUCGGGAGUGAAUGCAGCCAGAGCCUUACUUCGACUAUUAGCAGAUGAGGGUCCGUCAAGAGUAUUAAUGGUAGACCAAGGCUUGAAUAUACCGGAGGUUCUGGCAGCUGCUGACGAAUGGGAUGUGACCGUAAUAGCUGCCCCACCUCGUGGAGAAGAGUUGAGAGGAUGGGGUGAACGGGCUCAUAGAGAUGUGCAUGCUAUUAUUCGUGGAUGUUUAUGGGAUCUGGCUGCUGACCAUAAACUUCCUUCAGAAGAUGAGUUCUUACGUAUACUCAAUAGAGCGGUCACUAUUGUUAAUAUGACUCCUUAUGUUGAUGGCUCACCACUUUGCCCUUUCCUUGUCUGUCGAGGACAUAGUAGGAUGAUUGGUGAUAUUGAUGCCAAGAAGGAGGCUGAAGAUAUUCGAAAGGCUAUAUUUGAUGGUCUGGAACCUCCCAGUUGGUGGACUGAAGAGCUUGCACAGCUAUAUCGAGAACGACAAGGAGAAGGCCGUACAGUUUUGUUGAAAGAGCUUGCUGAUGUAUGGUGGUUACGUAGGCGUAAUGUUCGAGAGAGGUUGAUGAGUCGUGUUAAGAGACAUGCUGGCCGGGACCUCACUGAGGGUGAAAAGGUCUAUCGUUGGCGUCCCAUGUUAGGCAGAUUUGGAAAGCUCAACACUGGUUGGUCUCCAGCGGUGUUGGUUAAGAAGAUGAGUAAUAGUGUUUGUAAAGUGCGUUUGCCUGAUGGCAAGGAAGUCAACGAGAGCGUGCUUAACCUUCGUCCGGCGGGAGUGUGCCGGUAA